AUGAGAUUCUUGAAAAAGUUCCCUUCAAUUCAUUUCCAGACAAAGGUGACCAGACUAUUUGCAAACAUGGAACAUUUCUGUGUCCAUUUCCGUACCCACCUCGAACCACCAAAAGCAAACCAGACCCUUCAAAGAUACCUCAAGUCCAAAUCCACCAUCAAGGCUCUUUUGUUUUUCAGGGACUUGAUGAGAGAAAACACUUCCUUAAUUGAUAGCUACUCUCUCCUGUUUGUCAUCAAAGCUUGUACCCAAAAAUCUUUAGCCCCUGAAGGAAAACAAAUUCAUGCUGUUGUUGUGAAAUUUGGCUGUGAACCCAUCAUUUUUCUCCAGUCAUCACUGGUCAAUAUGUAUUCUGCGACGGGUAAUCUCGGUGAUGCACAUUUUUUGUUCGACGAAAUGCCCAACAAGAAUGUUGUUUGUUGGACCGCAUUGAUAUUAGCUUAUGUAAACAACCAGAAACCAAACAAAGCUCUUGAGCUGUUCAGGCAGAUGCAGAUGGCUAAUGUGGAGCCUGAUCAAGUUACUGUCACGGUUGCUUUAACUGCAUGUGCUGAUCUUGGGGCAUUGGAUAUGGGAGAAUGGAUACAUGCUUAUAUUAGUCAGAGGAAAGAGCUUAAUACAGAUCUGUGCUUAAACAAUGCUCUCAUAAACAUGUAUGCGAAAUGUGGGGAUAUUGCGACUGCCAAGAGGUUGUUUCAUAAUAUAAAGAAGAAAGAUGUCACUACUUGGACAUCUAUGAUUGUGGGGCAUGCACUACAUGGACAAGCUGAAGCAGCACUUGAACUUUUUGCAGCCAUGAAAGGAGAAAACACUAGCAGGAUAAGAAGAAAGAGAAAAGGCGGUUCACGGGUUAAUUUAGUUGAUCCUAAUGAUGUUACCUUUAUUGGGGUUUUAAUGGCUUGUAGUCAUGCAGGGAUGGUAGAAGAAGGGAAGAGGCAUUUCAAAAGCAUGAUUGAGGAUUAUGGAUUGAAGCCUAGACUGCCUCACUUUGGCUGCAUGGUGGAUCUUUUAUGUCGAGCAGGCGAAUUGAAAGAAGUCUAUAAGUUCAUCUUGGGACUGCCGGUCCAACCUAAUUCAGUGGUGUGGAGGACGUUGCUAGGUGCGUGUAGUGUCCAUGGGAAUGUUGAACUUGCUGCAGAGGCUCGUCGCCAUCUGCUUGAAUCUGAGGAUAGCCUUGCUGGUGAUGAUGUUGUUAUGUCCAAUAUUUAUGCUUCAAGAGGCAUGUGGGAUGAGAAGGUAAUAAUCAGAGAUGAGAUAAAGCAGAGGAGGGAUCCUGGUUGCAGUUCAAUUGAGGUGGGAAGCUGCAUAUAUGAGUUUGUCAAUGCAGAUGAUGAUCAUCUCUUGGCAAAUGAGAUUUAUGUGGUUCUUAAUCAAUUAAUUAAACAUAUGAGAGGUUACAGUUAUGCUUUGAGAACUUUGGAGCCCUCGCAGUACUAG
Molecule: messenger RNA, 1437 nt
Organism: Ilex paraguariensis (yerba mate)
Lineage: Eukaryota; Viridiplantae; Streptophyta; Magnoliopsida; Aquifoliales; Aquifoliaceae
Source: the annotation of a GenBank genome assembly